Messenger RNA from Rhodamnia argentea, 738 nucleotides. RefSeq lists its product as uncharacterized. The transcript has 2 exons. The record is from RefSeq and is a predicted model, not a curated record. Bases 76 to 576 code for a protein of 166 amino acids. Lineage: Eukaryota; Viridiplantae; Streptophyta; Magnoliopsida; Myrtales; Myrtaceae.
CUCUAUCCCCCUUAAACCCCUCUGUCUGUCUCUCUCUCUUCUCUCUGCUCUCCCUCCUUGUCUUCCGAUCUCGCCAUGCGUUUCCUGAGCCCCCGGUUCACACUCCUCUCCCUCUCGACAUGCCUCGUCCUCGCCUCCCUCUCCCCUCCGGCCCUCCCUCUCUCCUCCGUCCACGACCUCCUCCGCUCCCGAGGCUUGCCCGCCGGCCUCGUCCCCCGUGAGAUCAAGUCCUACACCCUCUCCGACGACGGCCGGCUGGAGGUGUUCCUCGACGGGCCGUGCCUGGCCAAGUUCGAGAACCGGGUCUUCUUCGACAGCGUCGUCAAGGCCAACCUCACCUACGGGAGCCUCAUCGGAGUGGUGGGCCUGUCCCAGGAGGAGCUCUUCCUCUGGCUCCCCGUGAAGGACAUCAUCGUGGACGAUCCCAACUCCGGCCUCAUUCUCUUCGACAUUGGGGUCGCUCACAAGCAGCUCUCCCUCUCGCUCUUCGAAGAUCCCCCCGAUUGUAAGCCCCAACAAGGUGUGCUGAGGAGUCAUGUGAGGAAGGAGAAGGGGUCCUUCGAGGCUCGGAGAUAGAGAAUGUCCAAAGCUGUUCCAACUUUUGUCCUUUUCUUCUCCUUGUCUAACAAUAAUGAAGAAUUUCCCUCCCCCCCCACCCCCAUCAUAGCAAAUAUAAUAUAAAAUAUAUAUAAUUUUGUGAGUUAAUGUCAGUCAUUAGAUAAAUUUUGUGAGUUAAUG